CCCUCUGCGCUCCAUCAGUCUGGAUCAGUGCUACAGGCAGGUGGAGAACCUGGCAGGGAAACUUGAAGACUUAAAACAGCGGUUCGGAUUGAGCAGCACUCAGAGACUGAUUCACUCCGCACACCUGGAGAUGGAGAAGCUGCUGAACAGUGCUGUGUACACCUUAGAGCUGUUCCUCCAGUCAGCAGCCAGACGGCAGCCUUCUCAAAUUCCUGUCAACAUGGAAAGAGCCAAAGAAAGAGUUCUGAAGCAGCUGGAUCUGACGCAGAGUUGUCCAGAGGAGGCUCUACCAGGAAGCUCUCCUGGAGAUCACUUUGCCUGCUCUAACCAGGAAAAUGGACAACAAGUGGAAAAGUGAGCUGCAGCAGUUCGAGCAGUACAUUUUCUCAGACUACAGCAGUUUUAUCCUGGUUCAUAAUAUCUAUGAUGAUGUACUGAGAAACAUCCUCAGUAAGGAGAUAGAAACAGUUGUCCAGGAUGUAGCCAGCAAGAAGAGUAACAGUCUGUUAUUGGACACAUCAGAUCUGGCCAUUAGUCAGUACAGUCUGCUGGGGCAGACACCACCUCGCACUGCACCAGGCAGCCCAGCCAUUGCCACUCGAGACUCCUCUUCAGCAGAAGCACCACCCAGUGAAGGUAAAGAACCUGCUCCUGUGGUGGAGGACGGAGACAGUCAGACAGUCACAGCUGAGGUUUCCCGUCAGAGUGACCCUGACCUUAACGCUGAUGACCCCAGUAGCACCCAACGCUGUGACCAGAACACAGUGCUUCUCUCGCCUGUGAUUGUUGUGACACAAGAGCUUGAUGAAUCUGCAACCGAGGAGACUUCUUGUGUUGAGGAAACGCGAGAAGAAGUCCAGCUUGGAACUGACACACCGUCGACGACAGAGUCAACUACAGCUGAGUCUUCCAACUCAGCCACAGCUGACUCUGCAACUGUUACACAUCAAGUCAGUACACCCGAUGCACCUACUGACCCGGAUUCCACCAAUCCCUUCCCAGACUCUGACCUUUCAGUGUCCACUCUGUCCUCACCGCAGUCCACAGAUGCUCAAAGUGAUCAAUCUGCAACGCCGGAAAGAUCUGCUACACCGGACCUCUCAACCGCAGAUAAUGGAACCGAAGACAGGACCUCUGUCCAGCAUCCCUGCGCUUCAUCGUCACACCCGCCUUGUACAGGAAACAAAAUCAGCCUCGGGUCACUAAGCGAGGCGAUUAGCUGCAACUCCGCGAUCGGUUGCAACUCCGCACCACUUUCUGCAACGCAGACGAUGGCACAGCACAGCCUUGACAGAGCGGUCUACUUGACAGGAAAAAUAAAGGACAACUGGGAGAUGGAGAAGGUAAAAGAUGAGAAGAGUAAAGAGGCAGCGGAGGAGAAAGAGAUAGAUACAAUACAUGAGAGCAUCAAAGAUGGGAAGGAAGAGAUACAGGCACGAGAAGGGAAAGAAGAGGACAUAGAGGAGGUGAGAGAUGAAGCUGUAGCCAAAUCAGAAGGUGAGCCCGUUGACGACGGUUGCCAAUCCUCUGAAUCCCCGGCAGAGAGUGCCACUGCCUUAACCACAGAACAGAGAGAGAGCGAAGAGAGGGUGGAUGAUGGAGAGAAAGAUGGUGAGCUUGAGACCCAGGAAAGUCAAGGUGAGGAUGAGAUAGAGGAGAAUGCAGAACAAGCAGAAAGAGAAGGAAAGAAAGAAAAAGAGGAAGUUCUCCAAAGCCCUCAGCCAAUGGGAUCGCAGCCAGAGAGUGCUGCAGAGCUGCCACUCGACAGUGUGGCUAUGAUCAGAGAACUUGUGGUAGAGAUUACUGAAGUGGAGACAGUAAUCAGCCCCUUUACCACGACAACUGACUCUUAGAUCUCACUGUGUUAAAUGGGGCAGAGAAUGGAGGUGAAAGGAGAGGGAGAGUGAGAAAGUCCACAAAGGAGGUUACGAUAUUAUUACUUCGUCACAUUUAUACUUACUAUUUUGAAGAAUACAAAAACAUAGUUUUUACUUACUUUAGGUGGGGUGCAACUAACAAUCAUUUUGAUUGUAGAUUAUUUCUGUCUAUUAUUUUCAAUUAAUUGAUUUGUUGUUUGGUCUGUAAAAUAUCACCAAAUGGUAAAGAAAAAAUGUCAUUCAGUGUUUCCCAAAACCCAAGACAACAUUGAAUCAAAUGUCUUGUUUUGUCCACAACUCAAAGAUAUUCAGUUUACUCUCAAAGGGGGGUGAAGAAACUAAAAAAUGUUCACCUUUAAGAAGCUGUAAUGACAGAUCUUUUUCCUCCUUUUAAUAAAAAAUAUUUUUUGAUUAAUUGAUUAUCGUAAUAGUUUAUAUUUUUUCUUGACAACUGCUUUUGACUUCUGCUGUUUCGUUUGCUGUUUUUUUCCUGCACUGCACUGAAAUAGAUAAAACGACCCAAUAAAGACUUAAGAACUUGUCAGC
Etheostoma spectabile (orangethroat darter) is the source of this 2423-nucleotide messenger RNA. Its product is annotated as nuclear-pore anchor. The transcript is spliced from 5 exons. The coding region runs from base 336 to 1853 and encodes 505 amino acids. NCBI's taxonomy places the organism in Eukaryota, Metazoa, Chordata, Actinopteri, Perciformes, Percidae. The record is from RefSeq and is a predicted model, not a curated record.